AUGUUAAAGGUUUCGGAUGCUUUGAUCACUUUGGUGACACUGUACGGUGUCGUGGAAGUGGUGCUUGGUGGCUACGGGAUGAGCAUGUUCGCUGCACAGACGUCUCCGCCGGAUCCGUGUUACGACGAGAACGGUAACCCGAGGAGAUGCAUCCCCGAUUUUGUGAACUCGGCGUUCGGGAAGGAAGUGCGUGUUUCCAGUACCUGUGGCAAAACCCCCAGUAGGUACUGUGUGGUGACAGAGAAAGGGAAUGAGAGGAACAGGAACUGCCACACCUGCGACGCAUCAGACCCAAAGAAGUCUCACCCACCGGCUUAUUUAACAGACCUGAAUAACCCCCAUAAUCUCACGUGUUGGCAGUCGGAGAACUACAUCCAGUAUCCGCAAAACGUUACUUUAACGCUAUCACUUGGGAAAAAAUUCGAGGUGACUUAUGUGAGCCUUCAGUUCUGUUCACCUCGACCCGAGUCUAUGGCUAUUUUCAAGUCGAUGGACUAUGGUAAAUCCUGGGUCCCGUUCCAGUUCUAUUCGACGCAGUGUAGGAAGAUGUACAACAAACCCAACAAGGCUACUAUAACCAAGCAGAACGAGCAAGAGGCUAUCUGCACGGAUUCUCACACGGACAUGCAUCCGCUCUCAGGCGGGCUCAUUGCUUUCAGCACCCUUGACGGAAGACCCUCUGCGCACGAUUUCGACAAUUCGCCGGUACUUCAAGACUGGGUAACCGCUACUGACAUCAAGGUUACUUUUAGUCGAUUACAUACUUUCGGUGACGAAAACGAGGAUGACUCGGAGCUUGCCCGGGACUCUUACUUCUAUGCAGUAUCAGAUUUACAAGUCGGCGGCCGAUGCAAAUGCAAUGGUCAUGCAUCAAGGUGCGUAAAGGAUCGAGAUGGAAACCUUGUUUGUGAGUGCAAGCAUAAUACUGCAGGACCAGAGUGCGACAGAUGCAAACCGUUUCACUACGAUCGACCCUGGCAACGUGCAACUGCGAGAGAAGCAAACGAAUGUGUCGCCUGCAACUGCAACCUUCACGCGCGACGCUGCCGUUUCAACAUGGAACUGUACAAGCUGUCCGGACGGAAGAGCGGAGGCGUCUGCCUGAACUGCCGCCACAACACGGCAGGCCGUCACUGCCACUACUGCAAGGAGGGAUACUACAGGGACAUGUCCAAGCCCAUCUCCCACAGAAAGGCCUGCAAAGCAUGUGAUUGCCAUCCAGUGGGGGCUGCUGGCAAAACCUGUAACCAAACCACAGGCCAAUGUCCCUGUAAAGAUGGCGUGACCGGUAUCACGUGCAACCGUUGCGCUAAAGGCUACCAGCAGAGCCGUUCACCCAUUGCCCCCUGCAUAAAGAUUCCCGUUGCAGCGCCGACAACUACAGCAAGCAGCACAGAGGAGCCAGCCGACUGUGAAUCCUAUUGCAAGGCAUCGAAAGGAAAACUGAAGAUCAACAUGAAGAAAUACUGCAAGAAAGACUACGCUGUCCAGGUCCACAUCCUGAAGGCAGACAAGGCCGGCGAGUGGUGGAAGUUCACCGUCAACAUCAUCUCCGUCUACAAGCAGGGCGAGAGCCGCAUCCGCCGGGGUGACCAGUUCCUCUGGGUACGGGCCAAGGACGUGGCCUGCAAGUGCCCCAAAAUCAAGCCUGGCAAGAAGUACCUGUUGUUGGGCAAUGACGAGGACUCACCUGGACAGAGCGGUGUGGUGGCAGACAAAGGCAGCCUGGUCAUUCAGUGGAGGGACACGUGGGCCCGUCGGCUCCGGAAAUUCCAGCAACGCGAGAAAAAGGGCAAGUGCAAAAAGCCAUAG
Messenger RNA from Chanos chanos (milkfish), 1812 nucleotides. RefSeq names its product netrin 1a (gene ntn1a). The record is from RefSeq and is a predicted model, not a curated record. Gene Ontology annotation, biological process: motor neuron axon guidance; animal organ morphogenesis; tissue development. Gene Ontology annotation, molecular function: protein binding. Gene Ontology annotation, cellular component: basement membrane. The transcript has 6 exons. The coding region runs from base 1 to 1812 and encodes 603 amino acids. Lineage: Eukaryota; Metazoa; Chordata; Actinopteri; Gonorynchiformes; Chanidae.